This is a messenger RNA of Miniopterus natalensis, 4231 nucleotides long. The record is from RefSeq and is a predicted model, not a curated record. NCBI's taxonomy places the organism in Eukaryota, Metazoa, Chordata, Mammalia, Chiroptera, Miniopteridae.
CCAUUCAACCCAGAGACCCUAACACUAUGUAUAGCCACAUAGUGGUUCCUAAAUCUAAUUUUAUGGCACCUGGGACUGUCUCCAGUAAAAGGAUUAUCUUAAAUUUCCCCCCAAGAAAAUGCUUUUGGAAGUGAAAUUGAACCAAUACAGAGGGAUAUGCUUCCAGAACUAUUAUACCACACAGGGCUAGGGACUUGGCGUGCAGCCUUUCAGCUUAGCAUAGUAUACAGAUUGAGGGGCUGGGUUCCUGGCUUAUACUUCAGUUUCCUUUCUUUCUCCUUAGUUUGAAUAUCCCAGAUGUAUCCCUUUUUUCCCUAUCACAAAAUACAUAACAGGAAAGACCAAUUUAUGAUGAGAGAUUGAGUGGAAAGAUGUUUUACAAGAGAUUUCUUCACUCAUUUCCUCUUAUACUGAAUCAUGAUGACUCAGGAAAGCUGAAACCUGAGAAGGAAAGACUGGCUGGCUGAGAGGAAACUCGCUAACAAAAUGAGGUGCUUAUCUGUCGACCCACUCACUUCAAAAUAAUUUAUGACAAACCAGUACAAAUGUUGAAGAUUUUCAACUUUUGCACUUACUUGAAAUGAGACCCUUAGCUAAGUUUCUAAUUCCGAGCUUGCUUUAAAGCAUCAGAAUUGUUUCCUCUUCCCAAAGAGAGUCUUCAUAGAACUCCAAAAUUUAUAAUUUCUGAAUUUUCUUCACUUUUACAUCCUAUAGUUUUACUUUGGAUCACCUUCUGGCCAUAACUGUCGGAUCAUUUCUACACACUGUAAAAAAGAGGCAGCUUGUUAUAGAGAAGGUUCUGCUCUUGGAGUUGUCCUCACGCUGGGUUUGAAGGAAGGAAGUACUGUGAGCAUGAUUUUCAGAUGCUCUUUGCGCCCUGCUGUCAUCAGUGUGGUGAAUUCAUCAUCGGCCGAGUCAUCAAAGCCAUGAAUAACAGCUGGCACCCCGAGUGCUUCCGCUGUGACCUCUGCCAGGAAGUCCUGGCAGAUAUCGGGUUUGUCAAGAAUGCUGGGAGACAUCUGUGUCGCCCCUGUCAUAAUCGUGAGAAAGCCAGGGGCCUUGGAAAAUACAUCUGCCAGAAGUGCCACGCCAUCAUUGAUGAACAGCCUCUGAUAUUCAAGAACGACCCUUACCAUCCAGACCACUUCAACUGUGCCAACUGCGGGAAGGAGCUGACUGCUGAUGCCCGGGAGCUGAAAGGAGAACUGUAUUGCUUGCCGUGCCAUGAUAAAAUGGGGGUCCCCAUCUGUGGCGCUUGUAGGCGGCCCAUUGAAGGACGUGUGGUAAAUGCCAUGGGCAAGCAGUGGCACGUGGAGCAUUUUGUUUGUGCCAAGUGUGAAAAACCAUUUCUUGGACAUCGCCAUUAUGAAAGGAAGGGCCUGGCAUAUUGUGAAACCCACUAUAACCAGCUCUUUGGUGAUGUUUGCUUCCACUGCAACCGUGUUAUAGAAGGUGAUGUGGUCUCCGCCCUGAAUAAGGCCUGGUGCGUGAACUGUUUUGCUUGUUCUACCUGCAACACCAAGUUAACACUCAAGAAUAAAUUUGUGGAGUUUGAUAUGAAACCAGUCUGUAAAAAGUGCUAUGAGAAAUUUCCGUUGGAGCUGAAGAAAAGACUUAAGAAACUAGCUGAAACCAUAGGAAGGAAAUAACUUUUGAUUUACUUUUUUCUCUUCUCUGCAAAGACGAGAGCACCAGCGUUAUUGACCUGGCCCGCCCUUAUUUAAGCCUGUCUCUCGAAAUAGUUGUGUGAAGAGGACCUAGAUGAACGGUCUUCUUCAUCUCCUUUGUCUCAUUAAAAAAUACGUAGUUUGUGAUCAUAUUUAAAACACAGAUGAAAUCCAGAUUUGCCUUUGUUAAUUACCCCUUACCGAUUUACUAAAAUGUAGACUAUACUUAAUAGCAAAAACCACAUGGAUAAAUGUUAGAUUUUAAUUUAGGUACAACUUUUAAAAAUGAAAGUAAGGAGUCAUCUUUUACAUGACUCAGAUUAAAAAAUACAAGCAUUAUUUUACUUUGUAGUCAACAGAAAAUUAACUCCAACUGCUAUUGGGGAGGGUACAGGGAAGAAAAAUAACCAAGAAGAACAAAGCUUAUGGAAUCUUAGUAUGUUUAUCAAACUGGUACCUGUGAUAUGAACAUACACAUUACUAACACAAAACAAGUAUUCAGAACUACUUGGAGUUUGUUGUUAUUAAAUGCAAUAAUUAUGCUUAGUUGUUUAAAAAUUAUGCUUAGUUUCAUAUUUUGUUAACUCCUUCCUUCAUACAGUUAACACAGUAGUUAUAGCUGGCUAAUAGUUUGCCUUUUAAAAUUUUGUGCAAAAAAUUUUAUUCUCUGUAUUUGAAAAUAUGGUAUACUUUGCAGUAUUGGAAAAAUGAAAGCUUUUUUAUGUAUUAGAGCAAUUAUGCUUCUAAGCUUAAUAUCAAAGAUGUAGUCUUAGAAUAGGACAUGAAAUUAAAUUUUAUGUAGCUUGGAAUGUAUCACUUUAAAAAAAGUGAAUGUAUAUGUUUCGGUCAUAUUGCCUUUAUAACCAAGUUAAUAUCUAUGCUUUAUACAUAAACUUGCCUUGCCUUAGAAAAACAUAUAAUCAGGAAUUCCAGCUGUUCUAUACAGUACCAGCUAAAAAUAAGUGUAUUGGUUGAGAUUUAUAAACUUAGAAUCAUUCACCAGAGCUAUGAUUAUAUUUUUCAGAAUUUUUUUCUCCCCUUUUGGGAAACACAUUAAAAUUAAUUUCUGCCAUCUCAUUGGAAGAAAAUGAAUUUGAUAAUGUGUUUCCAAUUUUUCAUUUCAAAUCUCAUAAUUAAUUGGAUUUUAUUUGCUAUAAGUAAGAUGUAUAAAUGAUACUUAAAUUGGAAGAGGGAUGUUUAAGGGUCAAUUUUAGGUCAAAAGUAAUGAAUUAUUCUGCUUCAUACAAGGUUUUAUUUUGAAGUUUCUGGACCAUUCUUGAUAAACUUGUAUACAAAACAUUUAGUUGUGAACAUUAUUUAAAUGUCGCUGCUGCUGUGUUAUCAUUUAAAAGAAAGUUGCCAAGAUGGACUUCUAAGGGGAAAAUUACUAUUUUUUACAAAAAUUGCUAAAAUACUGUUUGCCAUUAAAAAUAUCACCUCAUGAUGCUACCACUCUGCCAUUAAAAUAUUUGUCUGCAUGUAUUAAAAAGUGUGUGCAUGUGCUCUACAGGGUAGAUUCUGUUUCAGGUUUCAGAUAACUAAUAACCAAUAACUUAUUUUUAGUGUUCUUCUGGAGUUCAAAGAAUUACAAAUGAUUGAAAAUAAUUAAAGGUAUAGUUUAAGACUGCAUGUGUUCAUAAGUUUAAAGCAGUCUUUGCAUCUGACAGAAAGAAUCAAAAUCCCUUCAUUGUGCCUUUGUCAGCUGAUUUAUGACCAGCAAUGAAAACCUUGAAAGUAUUUAUGAAAUAUUAUACUAUGGAUAUAGGCAAAAGAGUACAGGGUUUGCAGUGUAGGGUCUUGAUGCUAACUCUAAAAUAUGCCUAUACCAGAAAAGCAAACAACGGACCUAUAUUUUUAAUCACUUUGAAGAUGUGUGCACUGAACUGAGCUGCUUUGUUUACAUACCUUACAUAGCCAGGCCUGUCCUGCAGCCAGAGGUCCCGGUGCUCUCUCUGCUCACUCUUCUCUUAAAAUAUGAAUUGCUAUUUCCUGGAAGUUCGACUUGUUUGGGUAUUUUAUCUAGAGACAGUACUUCCCUCCUUAGUAGGGCUGUCGUUGGAGCCGGUACAGGUGGGAAAGGAGGAAAGUGUUGAAGUUGUAUUGGAAUAGUAGUCAAACUCGGUUUAGUUCAUAAUGUUUCUUGUGAAGCUUUCCUAGCUGUGAAAAACCUCAGGCGAGUAAGCAUCUCUUUGUUUAAAGCCCAACAAGGCAGUUUUAAAUAAUUCAUUUUUCUUAACUGAAUUUCUAAGUGCCUUUUUUUUUUUCUUUUAAACCAAGCCUAGUAUAAUUGGGAAAAAUGUUUGGAUACAAAGAAAACAUUCUUUGGAUCAUGUUCAAGGUUAUUAACACUGCACCUGAAAGCAUAGGUCAUUUUGCCUCACUGUUUGCCAAAAUAGCCAUUUCUAUGUUCAGGAAAUGUCAAGGUAGGCUUACAGCAUUUUUAUUGUAUUUCAUUUUAGAUUGUAAGCUCAAUGGCAGGGACACUAUGUUGCUAAUUAUGUUUUUAUAUAGCAACCUUUGCAGUAUACUCUUGGUACUUAAUAAAUGUUCAUAAUUAUUAAUAA